This is a messenger RNA of Pterocles gutturalis (yellow-throated sandgrouse), 2139 nucleotides long. RefSeq names its product meprin A, alpha (PABA peptide hydrolase) (gene MEP1A). Lineage: Eukaryota; Metazoa; Chordata; Aves; Pterocliformes; Pteroclidae. The coding region runs from base 1 to 2130 and encodes 709 amino acids. The record is from RefSeq and is a predicted model, not a curated record. The transcript has 14 exons. Gene Ontology annotation, cellular component: membrane. Gene Ontology annotation, molecular function: protein binding; metalloendopeptidase activity; zinc ion binding. Gene Ontology annotation, biological process: proteolysis.
AUGGGCUCCAGCAUCGUCCCACUCUGCCUAGCGCUUCUGUUGUGUUGUGUUCAUGGCACUCCAGUCUCUGUGAAGCACCUCUCCAGUGAAGCUGAUGCUGAAGCUGGUGAGAUGUUCAAAGACAUUCCAGACAUAAACUUAGCUGCUGGACUGGAUCUCUUUCAGGGUGAUAUCAUGCUCCCUCAAAUUCAGCGGAACGCCAUAAGAAAUGAGAGCUACAGAUGGGAGCUCCCCAUUCCGUAUAUUCUGGGUGAUAACCUAGAUCUCAAUGCCAAAGCAGUCAUUCUCCAGGCAUUUGAAAUGUACCGUCUUAAGUCUUGCAUUGAUUUCAAGCCAUAUGAAGGAGAGACAAGCUACAUAUUGUUUAGCAAAGAAGACGGGUGUUGGUCCAGCGUGGGGGACCUGCACACUGGGCAGAAGCUUUCCAUUGGGCAAGGGUGUGACUACAGAGCCAUUGUGGAACACGAGAUCCUGCACGCUUUAGGAUUUUACCAUGAGCAGUCGAGGACGGACCGGGAUGACUAUGUGACAAUCUGGUGGGAUGAAAUUAUUACAGGCAAAGAUCACAAUUUUGCAAAGUACGAUGACAGCUUCAUCACUGAUCUGAACACCCCCUAUGACUACGAAUCAUUGAUGCACUAUGCACCCUUUUCAUUUAACAAAAAUGAAAGCAUCCCCACAAUCACAGCGAAGAUACCAGAAUUUGAUAACAUAAUUGGACAACGUCUAGACUUCAGUGCCAUUGACCUGAAAAGACUGAAUCGGUUGUAUAGCUGCACUUCAACUCUUACUUUUUUGGACUGGUGUUCUUUUGAGCUUGAAAACAUCUGUGGCAUGAUUCAGGGCACCACAGAUGAUCUAGACUGGGUCCAUCAAGGGAGCAGCACUCCAGGGCAGGAAGACCACACACUUGCUGGGCGCUGUAGAGAUGCUGGCUAUUUCAUGUACUUCAACACCAGCUCUGGCACGGCAGGUGAGCUGGCAAUCCUAGAGUCUCGAAUCCUUUAUCCAAAGAGAACUCAACAGUGCCUCCAGUUCUUCUACAAGAUGACAGGAAGUCCUUCUGACAAGCUGAUCAUCUGGUUUAAAGAGGAUGAUGGCACUGGAAAUGUUCGCAAGAUAAGGAAAAUUCAAACCUUUCAAGCGGAUGAUGACCAUGACUGGAAAAUUGCCCACGUAACCCUCAACGCUCAGAAGAAGUUCCGUUACCUCUUCCAAGGACUAAAGGGCAACCCCAGCUCUUCAUCCGGUGGGAUUGCUAUCGAUGAUGUCACACUGACAGAGACCCCUUGUCCCACAGCUGUGUGGGUCAUUCAGAAUUUCAGCCAAAUCCUCGAAAGUGGAUCACGUAUUCAAAGCCCCCGCUUUUAUAGCCCUGAGGGUUAUGGUUUCGGCAUAACUUUGUAUCCCAACUACGAAAGCAGUGGCUACUCUCGCAUUGCCUUUCACUUGUGCAGUGGCGAGAAUGACGGUGUUCUGGAGUGGCCAGCUCUGAACCGCCAAGCUGCACUAACAGUGCUGGACCAGCACCCUAACGUCUUGGAAAGGAUGUCCUCAAGCAAAAGCUUCACCACAAGCAAAGACCAAGUUAGCUCAGGUAAGUGGUAUGGUACCUUAAUAUGGGAGAAACCAUCAAUUUCUGGAACAUUUGAUGACUCGUGCAAUUGCUAUAGAAGUAUAAACUGGGGGUGGAGUAGCUUCAUAUCCCAUAGCCAGCUGAAACGGAGAAGCUUCCUGAAAAAUGAUGACCUUAUUAUUUUUGCAGAAUUUAAUGAUAUAAGUCACCUCACUAACACUGAAGUCCCUGUUGUCCUUGGACAAUCUGCCUUGACGGAAGGGCUCGUUCUUGAAAGGCAGAAGAGAGCAGCCCAGGAUAUGGAGCCCGUCCAAGACCAGCUGCCUUAUCUGCAAGACCCGUGUGACCCAAACCCUUGCCAGAAUGAUGGAGUCUGUGUAAAUGUGAAAGGAAGAGCAAGCUGCAGGUGCCCGUCAGGACAAGCCUUCUUCUUUACGGGUGAGAGGUGUCAGUCAAUGCAGGUCCAUGGGAACAUCCUGGGAAUGACAGUCGGUGGCAUUGCUGGAACCAUUGUCUUAACCAUCGUCCUCAUUUCCAUCAUGGCUAGAAGAUAAAGAGCUGCA